Messenger RNA from Auxenochlorella protothecoides, 1740 nucleotides. RefSeq names its product putative inactive purple acid phosphatase 2. Gene Ontology annotation, molecular function: metal ion binding; acid phosphatase activity. The record is from RefSeq and is a predicted model, not a curated record. Bases 1 to 1740 code for a protein of 579 amino acids. NCBI's taxonomy places the organism in Eukaryota, Viridiplantae, Chlorophyta, Trebouxiophyceae, Chlorellales, Chlorellaceae. The transcript is spliced from 11 exons.
AUGAGGAUGUGUCGAGGCCGCCUAACUCUGCUUGUGGUGCUGGCCGCGGUGGCGCUGGCCGCGCCAGCCGCGGCUCGCACAGCACCAUUCCUGCCUCGCAACCUCCUGUCGACGCCAGACACAUCCAUCGUGAUCGAGGUGUCCACAAACCAUAUCGAGUAUUCCGGGGAGUAUGUCAACGUCUCGUGGUCCGGCGUAGCGUCGCCUGCAGCCACAGACAUGCUGGCGAUGUACCUAGCGGACAAGGACCCCACCACCAGCCUGCCCAUGAAGUAUAUCUGGACCUCGCUGUCAGAGAGUGCCGGCGCCCCAGGCUCUGGAUCGUACAGUUUCCAGGUGUACAAUUACUACGAGCCCAUCAAGUUCCUCUUCCUGCGCGGCGGCUUCAGCAACAAGUCGUUGGUGGCCGAGUCGGAGCCAGUGACGGCGGGCAACCCCCAGCAGCCCGCACAGAUCAAGCUGGCCUUCACCGAAGAUCCCAGCGAGAUGCGGGUGACCUGGCUGACACAGUUCGAGGGCGCUCCCUUUGUGAGGUACGGUCUGGCCGAGGACGAGCUGGAUGCCCAGGUGCCGGCCAACGUGACCACCUACACCGCGGCCGACCUGUGCGGUGCCCCAGCCAACUCCACCGGCUGGAAGGCACCGGGGAUGAUCAACAGCGGCGUGAUGGCCGACUUGGAGCCCAACACCCGCUACUACUACGUCGUCGGGGACGAGGCUGCCAACACGACCAGCACCGUCAGCUCCUUCAUCAGCGCCCCAGGCCCCGAUGACGCCGUGAAGCUGCUGGCCUUUGCGGAUGUGGGGCAGUACAACGAGGACGGGACCAAGGGCUUUGGGUACUGGUAUGACACCUACGGCCUGUUUGACGAGUUCUAUGCCAUCGGCACCCUGCAGUACACUGCCCUGCAAGCCGUGCUGGUGACGCUGAGUCAGCAGGCCGACCAGGACGGGACCAUCCUGGUGUACCCCGCGCUGAUCGAGGAGGCCAGCACCGGGGAGUACCACUCCGCCUGGCACAAUGGCGAUGUGUCAUAUGCUCGAGGCAUGGCGUGGCAGUGGGACACCUUUGGGCACCUCAUGGAGCCUCUCUCCAGCCGCGUCCCCACCAUGUACUCUCCUGGGAACCACGAGUACGACUGGCCAACGGCGCACGACUCGCAAUUUGCAGAGGCCAUUGACAGCGGCGGCGAGUGUGGCGUUCCCUACAAGAUGCGGGCCCCCAUGCCCACUGUGUCGAGCGACGACCUCUUCUACUCCAUCGACCAUGGUCCAAUCCACUUCCUCCAGCUCAACACAGAGGCUCGCUUUGACGAGGACUCAGAGCAGUACAAGUUUGUGGUGCGGGACCUGUUGACCGUGGAUCGCUCCAAGACGCCCUGGGUGGUGGUUGGAUUCCACAGGAUGAUGUACACUGACGCCUUCGAUGGCGUGUCAGAGGCCUCCGCCCAGCGCGUCGCGGCCGAGAUGCGCGGUGUCUUUGAGGCUAUGUUCGUGUACUUUGGCGUGGAUAUGACCUGGCAGGGCCACAACCAUGUCUACCAGCGCACCUGCCCCGUGUUCAACAACACCUGCGUGGGCUACGACAAGGAGGGCGUCGCCCGUGGCCCCAUCCACGUCACCAUGGGCCAUGCGGGUGAGGGGGUGGAGGGCUGCGGUGCGGCGCGGGGAGGGGUGGAAGGAGGGGUUGCGGAUGGGGGGCGCGGCACGAUUUGCAGUGCCAGGCUGGAGGACAGGUAG